Messenger RNA from Penicillium manginii, 1140 nucleotides. RefSeq names its product protein kinase domain-containing protein. Bases 1 to 1140 code for a protein of 379 amino acids. NCBI's taxonomy places the organism in Eukaryota, Fungi, Ascomycota, Eurotiomycetes, Eurotiales, Aspergillaceae. The transcript is spliced from 2 exons. Gene Ontology annotation, molecular function: ATP binding; protein kinase activity. The record is from RefSeq and is a predicted model, not a curated record. Gene Ontology annotation, biological process: protein phosphorylation.
AUGCCAGCCUCUGCUUCUAAAUCAACAGGCCCUGGCCUAGAAUACAAGUCAUACUGUGAAGACAUUGACUUCAAGGCCGAAGGGAAGCAAGAGCCUAACAGUCGCUCCCAGACUGUGGUCUACCAUAGACACAACAGGAAAUGGGCAGAUAAAAUCAAAACGCGACGACGCAAUGAAUUCCAAGACUUUAUCACGAUACUCGAUUUCCAAUCCCAGGCUCUUCUGGAUAAUACUGUGACUGAACUUAUUUUGGAAGAGAGUACUAAAGCCACUGCGGCUAUCAAGGUCCAUGAUGAUCCGGAAAAUACAAAUCGGGUUAUGGAGUUCAAGAACCUACAAGUCUCUCUUCGGGAGGAUCCACUGAGAGUCAUCUACCCACCCACCUGUCAAUUUCCGACUUUCCGAACCAUAAGACUUGCAGAAUUGGUUCAGGAAUAUGAGAUAGCCGAUGGGGUCUUCCGCGUUUUACACAAGGGCAACGAUAAAUCAUAUGUUCUCAAGAUGGUCAACCGUCCUUCUUACCAACCACUAGAUUCAGACGUUAUACGACAGGAAUUAGAGAACCUCGAACAAUUCAAAAGUAUUGCAGGGAUAGUUCAGCCAGCAGGCGCUGCGGUGCUUCCCAACCCAUACAUGACCGACCCGCAAAGUAGCGACCCACAGAUUGUUAUCAGCGGUAUUCUGUUGGAGUACUACAGUGGUGGUACCUUGCAACAUGUCCUGAAAGAGCGACGGGUCAGGGAAUUUUGUUGGGAGCAAUGGGCUGUUCAAAUUGGCAAUGCUUUGGACACCAUUCAUUGGGAAAAGAAGACUCUUAUGGACUUAAAGCCUUCAAACGUCGUCUUGGACGAGCAGGGUAAUGCGGUGCUUAUUGAUAUCAGCGGUAUCGGCGGAGUAACGUAUGAAUGGCGGGCUCCAGAGAUACAGGAUGAGAUAUCGCCUUUUGACCUUCCCUUCCAAGCUCGUCGAUGGAAUGAUGUUUGGGCUUACGGAGCGAUUAUAAAGCAACUUGCAUCGCAGGUCGAGGACUGUCCUUUUGGGAGGACUCUCAAGAUGGUUGCAGAUCAUUUGACCAAAGAUAUUCACACUAAGUGGACUCUAUCUGAAGCAAUCUCUCAGUUGGAAGCAUCGGUAAGUUAA